Messenger RNA from Doryrhamphus excisus (bluestripe pipefish), 3024 nucleotides. RefSeq lists its product as uncharacterized. NCBI's taxonomy places the organism in Eukaryota, Metazoa, Chordata, Actinopteri, Syngnathiformes, Syngnathidae. The record is from RefSeq and is a predicted model, not a curated record. Gene Ontology annotation, cellular component: nucleus. Gene Ontology annotation, molecular function: sequence-specific DNA binding; DNA-binding transcription factor activity, RNA polymerase II-specific. Gene Ontology annotation, biological process: regulation of transcription by RNA polymerase II.
CCGACGGAUUGUUAUUCCGGGCGGAACACACUGGAAAGCGUUCUUGGACGUACAAAGAUUAGUUCCUACGGUCCCACUUUCAAGUGCAGGCCUGGCUAAACACAUGAGACAAUCUUCUCAGAGCGGUGUUAUGUGAAUAAAUGUAUGAGGAUGGAUGAAGGUGUCUCAGAGCUACCCGGUCCCUCUCUCCCCCUCCCCACCCUGCGCCUCCUGGUUCCACCUAUUCGCCUCGUCUCGGCAGCCAUCUGGCAGACCAUAGAACACAAGAUUGUAUCGGAUUAUGGACUGCUGGAGGAGUUUGUGUUCAUGGUUACUGAAAUAGUUCCACAACUUCUGUCAAGCAGGCAACGUGCUGAGCUUAUUUUGGGUCUCAGAGCUCGGCUCAUCUUGGAGCUGUGCCGCUCGGAGGAGACCGCCGACCUCCAGAUCAUUCAACCACACCUUGAUAGGAUGCAAAACCUCCAAACACUCUGGAAAGUGGAGACUUGUAGUGCUGCACCUGACAUUUCUGACUCUCACUUUAUGGGACUGGUGCGAAAUUUGCUGCGCGAUUCCGAAGAAAGGAAGAACUUCUUUCAAGAUGUUUUCCCUGAGGACUUUGGUCCCACUUACGACAAAGCAAUCCAGACAUUGAUGUGGCUGUUCCUCUCCAGACUUGAGAAGCUUCUUCCAAGUCAGUCUCUCCAUCAGAUUGCAUCUUUGCUCAGUGAUUCCUCUUCCGUCCUGAAAGACUGCUUGGAGUCAUUCACUGCAUCCCAGGGACUGAGAACUGUGUUGGAUACUCACAAAGACCUCAGCCAGUUGGAGGAUGUUGAUUCUUGCGAGGUCGAUAGCGGCAUCCUGUCCGCACUGUGUCUUCCUCCAGCUAAAAGAGUCGUGAUCGUCAAUGACCAGACGGGAACGGAUUCAGAGAGUCGCCUUGUUUAUGCGGUUGGUACAGAAAUGGAGGUUGAGUCUGACAACAAAAUGGUCUUCCCCGAAGAGAAUGUGCAAACGUCGUGGUUGGGAAUGGGUAGUGAGGGGAAAACGGACAUUGGUACCGAUGGCGAUGACUGCGAAAUGGAAGACCACCAUGACCACCUAUCUGAAACCCUGAUCAUUGGGGAGGACGGCAAAGUGACUGUGCUGGACAGCAUAGGAAAGGCGCCAAACAGACGCGGGAGGAAAAAGAAGCGUUUUGUCGAUGAGGACUUUCAAAUGCCGGCUGGUGCGAUGGAUCCAGAUAUCGAUUUGCUGAAGCGGCCGAUGCGGAAGAACCGCGGCCUGAAGAUGAAGCGCCUUUUGUCACAGUGGAGGAAAUCUGGAAGGACAGCUGCCACUGACAGUGGGGAUAGCAGCCCUACAAGGUUUUCAGAGUCCCUGGACUCUGCUAAGAGCGAUGACGUGGAUGAGAGAACUUGCAAAGUAUGUGGCAAGGUGGUGAGUCAUUCCAAAUUCAUGGAGCGCCACAUGGCCCAGCACUCGGAAGAGCUCCCGUACUCUUGCACACGGUGCCAGAGAAGUUACAAGAGCUUGCGGUACUUGCAGCAACACAAAUGUCAAAGUGGGAUACAUCAGACAGAUGCCCAGAAAGACAAAGAUGUGACGGGCGAAGAAGAAGAAGAGGAGGAGGAGGACAAGUCAAGCAUACUUUUAUGUGAUCCAGCCAAUCAAGCAGUGCCUGCAGACAACCCUGACUACUCAUUCCCUGAGGAGAAGAUCUCUGUCAAAGAACUGGGAGAAAAAAGUCCAGAGGACAGUAAAAGUAUCCUGGACGGUCCCUACUACUGUCCUCACUGCAGUGUGGAGUUCAAGUGCAAGCAGACGUUCAGGUUUCACCUAAGAAACAUCUGCUACAACGAGCAGCAGGUGGACCCCGAUCAAACCGACGACAUUCGGCACUGCUUCCGUUGCAACGAGUGCGACAAGGCUUUCAAGUACAAAUCCACGUUGGACUCCCACAAACAAACGCACAACCCGCUCUACUGCGAGGUGUGCAUGAAACUGGUGCGCGACUCUGAGGCCUUGGCCAUGCACAAGGAAUCGCACACGCCCUUCCAGUGCAACCAGUGCGAGGAGAACUUCCCCGUGUUCAAGUCGCUGCACAAGCACUACAUCGACGUCCACAAUCCCACCGAGCCCUUCACGUGCACCCACUGCCAGAUGACGUUUGCCAGUUUGAAGCGUUUCAUCCGACACGAGUGGAAACACACCGGCUACCAACCGUUUCAGUGCCCGCACUGCACAAAAAGAUUCCGAUCCUAUUCCGAUCUUCUGGAGCACCAGAAAAAGCACACAAAGGAGUAUCCCUUCCUCUGCUGGGAGUGCGGCAAGAAAUUCCGUCACGGCGUCACUCUGACGAGGCACGUGGAACGCGUGCACCACUCUGGCGAACCGCUGAGCGACAAAGCCCUGCCCACGUUUGCGUGUUCACAGUGCGAGAAGAGCUUCACCUCCAGGAGAUGCCUUCUGAAACACGAUAACUUCCAUCACAAAGGCAUGCGCUUCCCAUGUGAGCAUUGCGGAAAGGGUUUCUUUGGUAAAGACGCCCUGGUCAGGCACACUUUGAUUCACACGGGCGAAAGGCCUUUCAAGUGCGAUGACUGCGACAAGUCUUUCCGAUCCGCCGCAGAGCUCAAGAUCCAUCGCAGGUACCACACGGGAGAAAGGCCCUUUAAGUGUGGCAUCUGUGAAAAGGGUUUCGUCCAGUCGUGCUUUCUCACGCUGCACAUGCGGACCCACACCGGAGAGAGACCGUAUGUUUGUGCUGUCUGUAACAAAGCUUUUUCUAGUUUACACGGCCUUAAAAGACACCGCAGGCUUGUGCAUCCAUAGUUCCACAUAGUUCUUCCUUGGGGUGGGCAUGAAAGACUUUGAUGGGUUUAACAAAAAUCUUGCUUAUGAAAAGGAGUGACAGUUGGGGAAAAUUAAAAGGCUUCUAAUAAUCUAAGUGUAUUUUUACAGACAUUUGCUGUAGUUCUACAUAAGAGUAGUAUGUACACACCAUAAAACAAUGGCUUUGGGAAUAAAUGUUUUCUUCAACAA